Aspergillus bombycis is the source of this 1365-nucleotide messenger RNA. Its product is annotated as kinesin light chain. The transcript has a single exon. The coding region runs from base 1 to 1365 and encodes 454 amino acids. Lineage: Eukaryota; Fungi; Ascomycota; Eurotiomycetes; Eurotiales; Aspergillaceae. Gene Ontology annotation, molecular function: protein binding. The record is from RefSeq and is a predicted model, not a curated record. Gene Ontology annotation, cellular component: kinesin complex.
AUGGCCACACCCACGCAUGGCACCCUUUUAUCCGCCGUAACCGCCCUCGCAAACACGUACCACUCCCGUGGUCGGACGGAAGAAUCCCGCCGCCUGACCUCCGCGCUCGCCAAACUACGCGAUGCACCGGACGAUGACGCCAUCGCGACCGCACACACCCUCGGCAUUCUCGUCCUGACGUUCCUCGAACACGGACAAUGGAAUGCCGCCGCCGACAUUGGGAAGCUUGUCGUAGAUGCACGAGUCGCUCUGCUCGGCUCAGAGAAUCCCUCCACGCUCACGGCGAUGAGUAAUCUCGCGGCUGCGUACUGGGGACAGGGGCGGUGGUCGGAUGCCGCAGAACUGGGGCGACGGGUAACCGAGAUUCGGAGACGGGUCCUGGGUGAUGAGCACCCACAGACCUUGUCAUCAAUGUCGAAUUUGGCAUCGACAUAUGCCAAACAAGGUCGCUUUGCCGAGGCGGAGGCGAUGGAGUCGCGGUUGUUGGAGGUUAAGGGUCGGACGCUGGGGGAGGGCGAUCCCUCGACGUUGAGUACCCUCGGCAACUUGGCAACCACCUAUACCAGUCUGGGGCGGUAUGACGAUGCGGAAAGAUUGGAGCGACGGGUUGUAGAGCAGUGCGAGAUGCUCUUGGGUGACUCGCAUGCGUCCACGUUGACGUGGAAGUCGAAUUUGGCGGUAACGUUCCGCGAACAGGGGAAGCUGGAGGAGGCGAUACGGCUGGAGUCAGCGGUGCUAGAAACCCGCUUGGCUCAUUUGGGGAGCAGGCAUCCCCUAACUGUGACCUCCAUGGCGAACCUUGCGACCUCAUAUCGGGAUAUGGACCGGUUGACAGAGGCCGAGCAGCUGGAGCUGAAGGUCACGAAGGUUAGUGAGGACGUGCUGGGGGAGGAUCACCCGCAGACGCUGAUGGCGGCGGGGAAUCUGGCCGCCACGUAUCGAUGUCAGGGGCGGUUGGCGGAUGCGGCGCAACUGGGGGCCAGGGUCAUGACGUCGAUGAAGACACAUUUGGGGGAGGACCAUCCGUUGACCUUGACGGCGAUGGCGAAUUUGGCGUUGACUUAUCAGCAGCAGGGCCAGUCGCAUCAGGCCGAACGGUUGACGUUCCAGGUGCUCCAGUUGAUGCGCAAGUCUCUUGGCGAAGCGCAUCCCCAUACGCUGACCACGAUGGCGAAUCUAGGCGCCAUCUACCAAUCUCAAGGGAGAUGGGACGACGCAGAGAAAGUCGCAGAACAGACCGUCCGCGGCAGAGAGAUGGCCCUCGGGAAGGAACAUCCGGAUACGCUGGCCUCGAUGGAGGAUUUGAUGCGGGUAUACCGUGUCCUGGCCGCCGAUCGGACGAUGCAACGCGCCUCCAUGCGAUAG